CAUCGCGUUCUGUUGGGGUGUAACGUUGAGAAGGACUCGUCCCGUACUAUAGUGAACUGCGGAGAACGAGAAAAAAGUGCCUUUCUUCUAACCUAAGGAGCAAGAGCUAAUCAAAGGAUGGCGGACGACAGCCACGAGAACGGCACCAGCAACGGCGAUGUGCCUGAGAUCGAGCUGAUCAUCAAGGCAUCCACGAUCGAUGGUCGUCGAAAGGGCGCCUGCCUCUUCUGCCAAGAGUACUUUAUGGAUUUGUAUCUACUCGCCGAGCUGAAGACGAUCUCCCUAAAAGUGACCACCGUGGACAUGCAGAAACCACCGCCAGAUUUUCGUACCAAUUUUCAAGCAACACCACCGCCAAUAUUAAUCGACAACGGCGACGCAAUACUGGAGAAUGAGAAAAUUGAACGGCACAUUAUGAAGAACAUUCCCGGUGGGCACAAUCUCUUCGUGCAGGACAAAGAAGUGGCUACCCUCGUUGAGAACUUGUUCAGUAAAUUGAAACUGUUACUAUUGAACGCGAAGGACAAGGACAAAGAUCCAAAAUCCUCGUCCCUGAUGGCACAUUUGCGUAAAAUUGACGAGCAUCUAGGUCGCAAAGGCACGCGUUUCCUCACAGGUGAUACCAUGUGCUGUUUCGACUGUGAGCUUAUGCCACGACUCCAACACAUCAGGGUGGCCGGCAAAUACUUUGCGGACUUCGAGAUCCCAGAAACUCUAGUGCAUCUCUGGCGAUAUAUGCACCAUAUGUACAGGCUGGACGCCUUUCUACAAAGUUGCCCAGCUGACCAGGAUAUUAUCAACCAUUAUAAGUUACAACAGAGCAUGAAAAUGAAGAAGCACGAAGAGUUAGAGACUCCAACCUUCACCACCAGUAUCCCAAUCGAGGUGAACGACGACUAGGCUGGACCUCUGCCGUCGGGUCUACGAUCUCGUUACUUUGAUGCAGAAAAAUCGUCGACAUCGGUCUGUGGACACGAGCGGUGUGAACAUGAUGGCAGUAAAUGUUUUCUAUGAAAGUUACAGUUCUUCCUAACGAAUGAUUUUGUGCAGAACGAGUCUGUUAUUUAUAAAAAUUAUUCAGAGUCUGAGUACUCUGUAAAACAAAAUGUUUCCAUCAUCUAGGUUUGACCGUGUCGAUGCUGCUACGCCGAUUCUUAAUAACAAUUUUGCUACGUAUAUUUGAUAAAUUAUCGUCGACACUCUUUUAUGGCCUAAAUCGAUGCAGAACAAGUAGCUUUUUUACCGCAGGAGACAGGAGGAGAAGGAUAUACGUUUAUAAGUGUAUUAGGGCUUUCAAAAACGAGCUGUAUGCGUGUCCAGAA
This is a messenger RNA of Habropoda laboriosa, 1322 nucleotides long. RefSeq names its product chloride intracellular channel exc-4 (gene Clic). Bases 118 to 900 code for a protein of 260 amino acids. The record is from RefSeq and is a predicted model, not a curated record. The transcript is spliced from 4 exons. Gene Ontology annotation, biological process: chloride transport. Gene Ontology annotation, molecular function: chloride channel activity. NCBI's taxonomy places the organism in Eukaryota, Metazoa, Arthropoda, Insecta, Hymenoptera, Apidae. Gene Ontology annotation, cellular component: cytoplasm; apical plasma membrane.